This is a messenger RNA of Symbiodinium sp. CCMP2592, 5090 nucleotides long. Lineage: Eukaryota; Dinophyceae; Suessiales; Symbiodiniaceae. The record is from the annotation of a GenBank genome assembly.
AUGCCGGAGGUUCGGGCAGGGCUCGCCGACCGAGACGGGGACGGCGCCCUGGAUGCAGGGGAGUUCGCCCUAGCAGCAGCCCUGGCCGAUCGCCGGCGCCAGGGCUACAGCCUGCCAGACGUCCUCCCUCCGGAAAUGCUGCAGGCCAUCGGCUUCGGAGACGCCUCCGACUGGGCCAUGGCAGCCGAGGACCUGCAAAGAUACCGCGACAUCUUUCAGGGCCUCCCUCUCCAACGAGAUGGUCACCUGAGAACUCGCGAUGCCUGGCAGGUCCUGGAACGUUCUGGGCUCCCAACAGAGGAGCUGUCGGCUGUCCUGCGUCUGGUUGGUGACAAGGAUGGGGCGCUGACCUUCAGUCAGUUUGCCUGCGCGCUGCAUCUCCUGGCCCGCCGUCGCGCCGGCGCACUCCUGCCCUCGUCACUCCCGGAGGAGCUUGCUGCGUUGGGCGACCGGCAUCUUCGCAGCCGUUUCCUCUCCAUUGAAAACAUGGACAGUCGAGUUCAUGCCAUCCUGAGCUCUUUGUGGCCGGCUGCGCGUCGGCCCUUGGCGCCCUUCCUGGUGCUGGGCGUUGACAUUCUGGACGCCUUGGACUUGGCCUCCUGCGAGGAGGCUUCGCCGCCCGCGACCUGGGAGCCAGAGCCCGGUGUGGCUCAAGAAAUUGACGGCAACAGAGAGCUCAGAGAGCUUCCGGGCCCCAUCCCGCCAAGUGCUGCACAGGAGCCUGUGGAAGGUGUUUUCCGGCGGGACGGUGUGGGGCUACAGGGAGAUUGGGCAGACACUGGCGGAGACCAUCCCAUUCUUUUUGCUGUUAAACUUUGCGGGUGUGGCAGCUUGUCUGCAGCUUUGAUGGUGAGUGUGGAAGCAGCUCGACUUCUCGAAAUCCCGGAAGGCAAUGGAUCAGGCCCUUGGCGCGACCGGCCGGCGCAGGAGCAUCGCUCCUUGGCAAAGCUUGCGACGGCCCGAGGUGUGCCUUCUGACACCUCUGAGCCCAGGAUGUUUCACAGCGCUGCCGCUGUCAUCGCGGGCGCUGCAAUCGACUUGCUGGAUCGGCAAUAUCGGGACAGAUUUGGAGGGAUCGUGAAUGGCGUCCUGAGCCGUGAAGGGCCAUGGGUCAAUGUGCCCUCUGCCCUGUCGAAUGCAAUCUUUGCAAAGGACGUUGAGAUGCCAGCCGUGCUAUUGGAGGAUAGGUCGAGACGGGCUAUCGGCUGUACUGAUACGUCGUUUGGCAGUGGCUUAAAAAUCACGGCAUCUUUUAAAGCUGCUUCCUUCAGCGAGAUGGACAGUCGAGUUCAGGCCAUCCUGAGCUCUUUGUGGCCGGCUGCGCGUCGGCCCUUGGCGCCCUUCCUGGUGCUGGGCGUUGACAUUCUGGACGCCUUGGACUUGGCCUCCUGCGAGGAGGCUUCGCCGCCCGCGACCUGGGAGCCAGAGCCCGGUGCGGCUCAAGAAAUUGACGGCAACAGAGAGCUCAGAGAGCUUCCGGGCCCCAUCCCGCCAAGUGCUGCACAGGAGCCUGUGGAAGGUGUUUUCCGGCGGGACGGUGUGGGGCUACAGGGAGAUUGGGCAGACACUGGCGGAGACCAUCCCAUUCUUUUUGCUGUUAAACUUUGCGGGCCGGCGCAGGAGCAUCGCUCCUUGGCAAAGCUUGCGACGGCCCGAGGUGUGCCUUCUGACACCUCUGAGCCCAGGAUGUUUCACAGCGCUGCCGCUGUCAUCGCGGGCGCUGCAAUCGACUUGCUGGAUCGGCAAUAUCGGGACAGAUUUGGAGGGAUCGUGAAUGGCGUCCUGAGCCGUGAAGGGCCAUGGGUCAAUGUGCCCUCUGCCCUGUCGAAUGCAAUCUUUGCAAAGGAGAGAAAACAUGACGUGCAUCUUCGCAGCCGUUUCCUCUCCAUUGAAAACAUGGACAGUCGAGUUCAUGCCAUCCUGAGCUCUUUGUGGCCGGCUGCGCGUCGGCCCUUGGCGCCCUUCCUGGUGCUGGGCGUUGACAUUCUGGACGCCUUGGACUUGGCCUCCUGCGAGGAGGCUUCGCCGCCCGCGACCUGGGAGCCAGAGCCCGGUGUGGCUCAAGAAAUUGACGGCAACAGAGAGCUCAGAGAGCUUCCGGGCCCCAUCCCGCCAAGUGCUGCACAGGAGCCUGUGGAAGGUGUUUUCCGGCGGGACGGUGUGGGGCUACAGGGAGAUUGGGCAGACACUGGCGGAGACCAUCCCAUUCUUUUUGCUGUUAAACUUUGCGGGCCGGCGCAGGAGCAUCGCUCCUUGGCAAAGCUUGCGACGGCCCGAGGUGUGCCUUCUGACACCUCUGAGCCCAGGAUGUUUCACAGCGCUGCCGCUGUCAUCGCGGGCGCUGCAAUCGACUUGCUGGAUCGGCAAUAUCGGGACAGAUUUGGAGGGAUCGUGAAUGGCGUCCUGAGCCGUGAAGGGCCAUGGGUCAAUGUGCCCUCUGCCCUGUCGAAUGCAAUCUUUGCAAAGGACGUUGAGAUGCCAGCCGUGCUAUUGGAGGAUAGGCAUCUUCGCAGCCGUUUCCUCUCCAUUGAAAACAUGGACAGUCGAGUUCAUGCCAUCCUGAGCUCUUUGUGGCCGGCUGCGCGUCGGCCCUUGGCGCCCUUCCUGGUGCUGGGCGUUGACAUUCUGGACGCCUUGGACUUGGCCUCCUGCGAGGAGGCUUCGCCGCCCGCGACCUGGGAGCCAGAGCCCGGUGUGGCUCAAGAAAUUGACGGCAACAGAGAGCUCAGAGAGCUUCCGGGCCCCAUCCCGCCAAGUGCUGCACAGGAGCCUGUGGAAGGUGUUUUCCGGCGGGACGGUGUGGGGCUACAGGGAGAUUGGGCAGACACUGGCGGAGACCAUCCCAUUCUUUUUGCUGUUAAACUUUGCGGGCCGGCGCAGGAGCAUCGCUCCUUGGCAAAGCUUGCGACGGCCCGAGGUGUGCCUUCUGACACCUCUGAGCCCAGGAUGUUUCACAGCGCUGCCGCUGUCAUCGCGGGCGCUGCAAUCGACUUGCUGGAUCGGCAAUAUCGGGACAGAUUUGGCGGGAUCGUGAAUGGCGUCCUGAGCCGUGAAGGGCCAUGGGUCAAUGUGCCCUCUGCCCUGUCGAAUGCAAUCUUUGCAAAGGACGUUGAGAUGCCAGCCGUGCUAUUGGAGGAUAGGUCGAGACGGGCUAUCGGCUGUACUGAUACGUCGUUUGGCAGUGGCUUAAAAAUCACGGCCAUCCUGAGCUCUUUGUGGCCGGCUGCGCGUCGGCCCUUGGCGCCCUUCCUGGUGCUGGGCGUUGACAUUCUGGACGCCUUGGACUUGGCCUCCUGCGAGGAGGCUUCGCCGCCCGCGACCUGGGAGCCAGAGCCCGGUGUGGCUCAAGAAAUUGACGGCAACAGAGAGCUCAGAGAGCUUCCGGGCCCCAUCCCGCCAAGUGCUGCACAGAGCCUGUGGAAGGUGUUUUCCGGCGGGACGGUGUGGGGCUACAGGGCUGCAGGGGAGAUUGGGCAGACACUGGCGGAGACCAUCCCAUUCUUUUUGCUGUUAAACUUUGCGGGCAAUGGAUCAGGCCCUUGGCGCGACCGGCCGGCGCAGGAGCAUCGCUCCUUGGCAAAGCUUGCGACGGCCCGAGGUGUGCCUUCUGACACCUCUGAGCCCAGGAUGUUUCACAGCGCUGCCGCUGUCAUCGCGGGCGCUGCAAUCGACUUGCUGGAUCGGCAAUAUCGGGACAGAUUUGGAGGGAUCGUGAAUGGCGUCCUGAGCCGUGAAGGGCCAUGGGUCAAUGUGCCCUCUGCCCUGUCGAAUGCAAUCUUUGCAAAGGACGUUGAGAUGCCAGCCGUGCUAUUGGAGGAUAGGCAUCUUCGCAGCCGUUUCCUCUCCAUUGAAAACAUGGACAGUCGAGUUCAUGCCAUCCUGAGCUCUUUGUGGCCGGCUGCGCGUCGGCCCUUGGCGCCCUUCCUGGUGCUGGGCGUUGACAUUCUGGACGCCUUGGACUUGACCUCCUGCGAGGAGGCUUCGCCGCCCGCGACCUGGGAGCCAGAGCCCGGUGUGGCUCAAGAAAUUGACGGCAACAGAGAGCUCAGAGAGCUUCCGGGCCCCAUCCCGCCAAGUGCUGCACAGGAGCCUGUGGAAGGUGUUUUCCGGCGGGACGGUGUGGGGCUACAGGGAGAUUGGGCAGACACUGGCGGAGACCAUCCCAUUCUUUUUGCUGUUAAACUUUGCGGGCAAUGGAUCAGGCCCUUGGCGCGACCGGCGCCGGCGCAGGAGCAUCGCUCCUUGGCAAAGCUUGCGACGGCCCGAGGUGUGCCUUCUGACACCUCUGAGCCCAGGAUGUUUCACAGCGCUGCCGCUGUCAUCGCGGGCGCUGCAAUCGACGUGCUGGAUCGGCAAUAUCGGGACAGAUUUGGAGGGAUCGUGACUGGCGUCCUGAGCCGUGAAGGGCCAUGGGUCAAUGUGCCCUCUGCCCUGUCGAAUGCAAUCUUUGCAAAGGACGUUGAGAUGCCAGCCGUGCUAUUGGAGGAUAGGUCGAGACGGGCUAUCGGCUGUACUGAUACGUCGUUUGGCAGUGGCUUAAAAAUCACGGCAUCUUUUAAAGCUGCUUCCUUCAGCGAGAUGGACAGUCGAGUUCAGGCCAUCCUGAGCUCUUUGUGGCCGGCUGCGCGUCGGCCCUUGGCGCCCUUCCUGGUGCUGGGCGUUGACAUUCUGGACGCCUUGGACUUGGCCUCCUGCGAGGAGGCUUCGCCGCCCGCGACCUGGGAGCCAGAGCCCGGUGCGGCUCAAGAAAUUGACGGCAACAGAGAGCUCAGAGAGCUUCCGGGCCCCAUCCCGCCAAGUGCUGCACAGGAGCCUGUGGAAGGUGUUUUCCGGCGGGACGGUGUGGGGCUACAGGGAGAUUGGGCAGACACUGGCGGAGACCAUCCCAUUCUUUUUGCUGUUAAACUUUGCGGGAUGUUUCACAGCGCUGCCGCUGUCAUCGCGGGCGCUGCAAUCGACUUGCUGGAUCGGCAAUAUCGGGACAGAUUUGGAGGGAUCGUGAAUGGCGUCCUGAGCCGUGAAGGGCCAUGGGUCAAUGUGCCCUCUGCCCUGUCGAAUGCAAUCUUUGCAAAGGAGAGAAAACAUGACGU